CCGCGCCCCGCACGUGGAAAGUGUGAGAGGGCCGCGGCGGGCUUCCGCGCCGCAUUCCUGCGCUCCUCACGUCACCGCUCACCCUGCGCCCGCCGGCUGCCCGCGCCUUUGAGGAGCCGCGAGGCUGUGCUUGGUUUGUGCUCGCCGCUGAUUCAUCGUCGUUUUUCAUUCCUUGCUCCUGCCUGGGGUCUGGGCUCCAGUGCAGGCUGCCUCGAGGCCAGACUAUGUAAAGCACUGGCACAUUUGUGUGUUCGUGGGUGUUGCAAAGCACCCGGGGCCCGGCCGGCCCCCCGAGCAUCCCAGGACAGCGGAAGGAGGGCGGAAAGGACGCGCUGUAGCUGGAGCCCUGGAACUGCUCCCUGCUCUCCACCCCCAGCAGUUUUACUGCCUGAGUCCAUCUUGGGCUGGCACCUUGUCGGAUGGGUUUGCAAGCAUCCUCCAUGUUUCACAGGCCUCCCAGUGGCCGGGAAAGGAGGCUGGGACCUCUGCGCGGGCAAAGCAUCCUACCUCGACCCCACAGCAGCAGUGCCAGCAGCCCGGCUGAGAGGGGAGACAGGAAACAGUGGGGUGCAAGCUUCAAGCUUGCCUGCAAGCUGUGUGCAUCCACCGUGGCUGCAACUAUCAGCAGUUAUUUUUCCAUCUUGGCAUGGCAUGGGACCAGGCCUCUCAUCCUCCUCUCUCUCUUCCAGAGACGGCUGAAAGCCCGGCAGCCGAAGGGAACAGCUUCACGGGAGCUGACAGCCUUGAAGGCAGAGAAUGCCAAUGCCACCCCAUUGCCUGAAGAUGGGAAGGAGAAAGCCACACUGCUGGAAGAGCAGAGGACAGAGAUUAAAAAAAUCCUUCAAGGACACGAGGAGGAAAAGGAGAGACUGAGACAAGUCCACCAGGCAGAGACCCAGAGACUUGCCCAAGACAUCAAAGCCCAGGUGGAAAAGGGAAAAGACUUGGAGCUGAAGGAGCAACUCUCCGAGCUGUUCAACGCGCUGAAGAGAGAGCAUGAAGGGACCCUGCAAGAGCUCCAGAGAGCACACGACCAGGAGAAGCUGCUGCUGGCAGAGUCCCACCAAAGGUCCCAGGAGGCCUUACAGGAGACAAUAGAUGCCUUGAAUUCCCAGCUGAAGUCCUUCCAGGAGAAGAUGAAGCGGGCGGAGGAAUCGCUGUUGAGCAGAGACUACAAGAAACACAUCGAGGAGCAUGGAAGCCCCAGCCCAUUCUGGGAGCAGGAGCUGGAGAGCCUGCACUUUGUCAUUGAGAUGAAAAAUGAGUACAUCCAUGGCCUGGACAAGAAGCUGCUGAACCUGGAGACUGUGGUGGAGCAGAACUUGCUGCUGGAGGAGAAGGUGAAAACCCUGCAGCAGGAGAACGAGGACCUGCACGUUCGCACCCAGAACCACUUGAUCAUGACCAGGCAGCUGUCCGAGGAGCUGCUGGCCGCCCGCGGGGCCCUGGAGAAGGAGUCGCAGCUGCGGGAGCAGGCGCGCCGCGAGAAGGAGGAGCUGAUGUACCGCGUGCUGAACGGGGGGGACGCCUCCUCCUUCCCCCUCCCUCCCGCCGAGGUGCCCCUCAUCGCCACGUAGCGCCCCACGGCCCGGCGCCAUGGCGGAGCUGCCGGGCCUCCCUCCCUCCCUCCGGGCACGCAGACUGGAGCCGCUCCCACGCGUGCCUCCGUGCCCGGGGCAGUGCCUCAGGGCGGCCGAGCCCUCAGGGCAGCCGCGGCAACAGGGUAUUUCGCAGAACACUUCCACCCUGCCUUCCCCCUCGCUCGUGCCCUCCCUCCGCUGGGGACCGUGGGCAGCUCCAGCCAGCCCUGUGCAUCGCUGCCUCCAGCGCCAAGCCCCGCGAGCAGGCGCAUGCUCGAGACCGGCCGGCUCGGGGCAGGACCAGUGCCAGCGUUCCCGCGAGGUGAUCAGACAAGUUGGUUGCCUGUGGGGCAGAUGGGAUGGGGAUGAGCACCAGGCAGGUGAGGACGGCCCCGAGGCCGGGAAGGAGCCGAGGGGGAGCAGGCGCUGACCCCGGGGGCCUGGUGUUAAGUGUAAGUGGCAAAAGGCGGUAGCAGUGCUGUUCCCCGGCGGAGAAGCCCUGGAGAUGGGAGGCAACAGUGGAGAGAGGUGUCCUGGCUCUGCUCCCCUGCUCUGGCCCCCUGAGCCGACAAUGCCCGGAUUGGCUCCGGUCCUUGCUCAGAAAAGUGCUGCUCCUGCCAUUUUCACAGUGAAACCAAGUUUCCCCUGCCUGGGACCUGCCAUGGUCCUUGGGGAAGAGGGGGAGCAGGCAAGGCUUGCACCGCUCCCCCACCCUCCUCCUCCUCCUGUAACCUGCUCCCAGGGGUCGCUCCCACGGACCGGGAUGUGCCCGCUCAGCGACACGCAGAACCGAACACGUCCGGCUCUUGCCAUCUGGUCCCAUCUUCUCCCGGAGAGCUGGGCAGGGGAUGCACGCUCACAGGCAUGCUCAGAGCAGAGAGCAUCCUCCCCCAGGGGAGCAGGCUGCGGUGGUCACCGCCGGCGGGUCGCGUCCCUGCCCACGUCCCCUUGGCGAGGAGGUUGGUGCAGCAGCAGGGACAAGGGGGACUGGAGAG
This is a messenger RNA of Dromaius novaehollandiae (emu), 2575 nucleotides long. RefSeq names its product coiled-coil domain containing 69 (gene CCDC69). Gene Ontology annotation, molecular function: microtubule binding. The record is from RefSeq and is a predicted model, not a curated record. Bases 420 to 1577 code for a protein of 385 amino acids. Gene Ontology annotation, cellular component: cytoplasm; nucleus. Lineage: Eukaryota; Metazoa; Chordata; Aves; Casuariiformes; Dromaiidae. The transcript is spliced from 8 exons.